Molecule: messenger RNA, 987 nt
Organism: Peronospora belbahrii
Lineage: Eukaryota; Oomycota; Peronosporomycetes; Peronosporales; Peronosporaceae
Source: the annotation of a GenBank genome assembly
AUGACUACAACAAGCGUUACAAACAAGGAAAUCAAGCGCAAGAUGAAACGUUCCAAGGCAAAGCAUGAUGCUGUGGAAUCGCCCGUUGUCUCCAUUGGACAUGCCACAUCCGUCACAUCAAGAUCACUCGCGUUCGCCGUGGCACCGCCCAAGUUGCAGUCACCAAGUCCCAAUGCACGAGGACCAAAGCCAUCUCCAGCAAGCAGAUACGACAGUUCAUUGGGACUACUGACGAAGAGGUUUGUAGAGUUAAUUCAAUCUGCUCCAUCAAAGGACUUGGAUCUAAAUACGGCAGCGGAAUCACUUGGUGUUCAGAAAAGACGUAUAUAUGAUAUUACAAAUGUGUUAGAAGGCAUUGGCCUUAUUGAAAAGACGUCCAAAAAUAAUAUUCACUGGAAAGGUGCUAACGGACCUAGAGGUACAACUGAUCGCUGUCAAGCAAUGGAUUAUUUACGACAAAGCAUUUCAGAUCUUAGGCAAGCGGAGUUCAAGUACGACCAGCAUAUCAAGAUGGUGAGUCAGAACAUUCAACGUCUGUAUGAAGAAGAAGCGUUCGACAAAGGCAGUCUCGAUAACUUAUGCUAUAUCACACACGACGAUAUGAGACGGCAAGAGAGCUUUGCAGACCAAAGCGUGAUGGCGAUCAAGGCCCCACCUGGUACAACACUUGAAGUGCCUGAUCCCGACGAAGGUAUGCCCGCAGGAAAACGCCGAUAUCAGGUUUUCCUCAAAUCGACAGAUGGACCUGUGGAUGUGUAUUUAGUUCGACGAAAGACUGACGAAAAGGAGACAGAAGACACCUACAGUUCAGCAAAGGAAGCCGAAGAGUUUGCAGUUCAUGAUAGCCCUGUACCUCCUAUGGACCAAAGAUCAUACGACUCGGACAGCGGGAUCUUCAAGCUCGCACCGCUAAAGACUGAUCCAGAUUUCUGCUUCAAUCUGGAUGAUAACGAAGGCAUCUCGGACUUUUUUGCGGAUAUUCCGUAA